Molecule: messenger RNA, 2078 nt
Organism: Pelobates fuscus (common spadefoot toad)
Lineage: Eukaryota; Metazoa; Chordata; Amphibia; Anura; Pelobatidae
Gene: DENND2D
Product: DENN domain containing 2D
Exons: 1
Coding region: 199-1593 (464 amino acids)
Cellular component (GO): nucleoplasm; cytosol
Source: RefSeq, a predicted model, not a curated record
AGGAGGUUAACAAGCUAGGUGUGCCUGCAGUUAGCCCAAGGUCAGAGAAUAGGAGGUGCAGCGUGCAGUAGAUACUGAGAGACAGCCUAUUCAGGAAGUGGACAAUCUACUACAAAGGUAGUCUAUAGACCGCGGAAGAGACGCGUUGCAAAGCAUGACUCCACGUUAAGAGACGGUCUGGCCAGUGUGGGACUUGCCAUGGAUCAGCUGGCUGGAAUUAUGCGCCGGAGUUUCCGUAGGAAAUCCUCAACCAGGGAGCCCACCUCUGUAGGGAACUCCACCGCAGACGCCAGCUCUGGUUGCCGACAGUCUUGCGAGGACCCACAGCAGAGGUCAGUACUGAGCGGCGGGCAGACGUUCUUUGAAUAUCUCGUGGUGGUAUCACUCAGGAGGAACUCUGCAGGAGACUAUGCCCCCCAGAUCACCUACCAGUUCCCAAAAAGGGAGAGCCUCUUGAGCUUCCAGAGGGAAGAGGAGGAGAGGCUCUUGCAUGCCAUCCCACUCUUCUGCUUCCCAGAGGGGAACAACUGGACCCCUCUUACUGAGUACAACAGCGAGACCUUCUCGUUUGUCCUAACCAAUGUGGACAGCAGCAGGAAAUUUGGCUAUUGCAGGAGGCUUCUGCCAGCUGGGAGAGGUGCCAGGCUUCCUGAGGUUUAUUGCAUUAUCAGCUGCAUGGGCUGCUUUGGACUUUUUGCCAGGAUCUUGGAGGAGGUGGAGAAGAGGAGACAGAUUGCUACAGCAGUUAUAUACCCUUUCAUGCAAGGACUGAGAGAGGCAAACUUCCCUGCACCUGGUAAAACAGUCAAGAUAAAAAGUUUUAUUCCUGAUUCUGGAACAGAGAUAAUAGAACUCACAAGACCUUUAGAUUCCAGGUUGGAACAUAUUGAUUUCAAGACUCUUGUGCAAUGUUUAAGCCCUAAACGUUUAGUACAGGUAUUUGCCUCUGUUGUGCUAGAGAGAAGGAUUGUGUUUUCUGCAAAGGAUCUCAGUGUGUUAUCUCAAUGCAUCCAUGCUGUUGCAGCCAUGCUGUAUCCAUUCACUUGGGAACAUACCUACAUCCCAGUGCUGCCUCCAGUUUUAAUAGAUACAGUAAGUUGUCCAACACCUUUUAUGGUUGGGGUGCAGAAGAAAUUCCUGGAUCAGAUUUGGCACCAGCCUAUGGAAGAGGUCUUAGUGGUGGACCUGUGUGAUGGGAGCUUCCCACAAAAAGUUGGAGAUGAAGACGACAUCUUGCCUAGAAAACUUCAAGAUGACAUGAUUGCUUCUCUAAGUAGACUGCAGGUGUCACAGGGAUCAGAAGAAGUCAACAGGACAGUCUCAGAAGUGUUUAUGCAGUUCUUCAUUAAGACCGUCGGUCAUUACAACCACCAUUUUAAAAAUGCAAAAGAUGGGAAGCGCCUAUUCCAGGAGAAGGCCUUCUUAAAAGCAGUGAAAUCCAAGAGCACAAAGAGAUUUCUCAAACUGUUUGUUAGAACACAAAUGUUCUCUAUUUUUAUUCAGACAGCCGAGAAAUGCUCAAUGGUACAAGAUGGUUAUUUUCUGAAAAAGGUCCAUGAAUUCCAAGAGCAGAAGAAAUUGACUAAAAAGUAAACACGGGAUAAAGUGCACUCCUUAUGCAAAAGUGAUAGAGUGGGACUUUCUUUAUGUUCUCUAGAUACAUUGUGCUCGCCAUCUAUAUAGCAAAUGUAUAGGUUAAACUGUAGUUUGUUUUGUUCUGCACAUUGUCUGCUGCAUGAAUAUAAUGCACAAGGCACAUUGCUUUGUGGGUUUGAUUUGAUUGUACAAGCUAGGCAUUCAUAAUAAGAUAAGAAUCUGAUUUAGGCCAUUCAUUUGCUAGGAAGGUGAUUAGCACAGUGUGCAGGUUGAUUUGUAUCCGCAUAUCAGAGAACGCUAACAGUGGGCUUUAGAUUAGUCAAAUGAAAAUGACACAGCCAUCUUGAGGAUGGAUGAAUCUAGCCAAUAGGAAGGCAUUUGUCAGGGCAUGAUGGGAAAUGUAGUUCACCACUAGACAGUCUGCCAAAUGGAACCUUGUUACCCAUACCAUUUUGGAUAACAUGCACACUUUAACAUUAUUU